AUGGCAGGUGCCAAGCUUUUUGGUGCCUCUAACAUGUCACUUUUGCUCCAAAAUGAAACACUCCCUUCUUCGAACCAUCAAGUCCUUGAAUCUCUUUGGGUUCAUACCUCUAACCCUGCCUCUUUUCAAGGUUCAAAGACAAUAGUUGAUUUUGAGAAUGUUGGAAUUGGAAGCAGGGUGGUAACAGACAUACCCUUCUUUCAACAACUUGAGAAAGAAGAGAAUUGUGGUGAUGAAGAUUAUGAAGCAUGUUUUCAUCAACAAGGAAAGAAAAGGAGACUCUCAAGUGAACAAGUUCAGUUUCUUGAAAGAAGUUUUGAGGUUGAAAACAAGCUUGAACCUGAUAGGAAAGUGCAACUUGCUAAAGAUCUUGGGUUGCAACCAAGACAAGUUGCUAUAUGGUUUCAAAAUAGAAGAGCCAGGUUCAAAACUAAGCAGCUUGAAAAAGAUUAUGGCACAUUGAAAGCUAGCUUUGAUAGACUCAAAGAUGAUUAUGAUAAUCUUGUUCAAGAGAAUGACAAGUUAAAACAAGAGGUGAAUUCUUUGAAGAGAAAAGUGAAUCCAAUAGAUAAAGAGAAUUCAGAAGAAGCUAUCAACAAAGAGACUAUGGACUUAACCUCAAAUGAAAAUUCAGAAAAUGGGUCCAAAGUGUCAUUCCCAAAUAUGGUACUAAGAUGUAAACAAGAAGAUGCUAAUUCAGCUAAAAGUGAUUUGCUUGAUUCUGAUAGCCCACAUUGCAAUGAUGUUAACAAUCUUUCUUCAUUCAUGGAGCCUACUACAGAAUCGUCACAUGUUUUCGAACCUGAUCACUCCGAUUUCUCACAAGACGAAGAAGAUAAUGAUGAUUUGAGCGAUAAUCUUUUGACUCUUCCAAAGAUCGAAGAUGUAUGUUACAACGACCCUCGUGAAAAUUCUUGUAAUUUCGGGUUUCCGGUUGAAGAUCAAACCUUUUGUUUCUGGCCUUACUCAAUUUAA
Messenger RNA from Lathyrus sativus (Indian pea), 975 nucleotides. Lineage: Eukaryota; Viridiplantae; Streptophyta; Magnoliopsida; Fabales; Fabaceae. The record is from the annotation of a GenBank genome assembly.